AAUAGUAGAAGCAAGCGUUUAAUUAAAGUUAAAGAAAGAAAGGUAAUCGUACCACGACGGCGGCGACGUGGCGGUCAAUUAACGGAAAAUAACAGACAAAUCAGCCUCUAGAUGAAGUCUUGAAGCACAACUUUGAAAAAUCGAGACUACCUACAGCUGAGCUGCAAUGGAGGCAAUCAGGAAGCUUAGAGAUCAGGUCGCCAAGCAACAGCAGGCUGUAUUCAAACAAUUUUCUGGUGGCAUAUUUGGGGGAUCGGAUAAUGUUGCCGCAGAUGAAAAUGAACAGCAUCAGAAAAUCGAGAAGUUGUACAUAUCAACUCGUUCUGCCAAGCAUUACCAAAAGGAAAUUGUCCGUGGUGUGGAAGGUUAUGUUGUUGCCGGUUCAAAGCAAGUUGAAAUAGGUACCAAAUUAUCAGAAGAUAGCAGGAAAUAUGGUGCUGAAAAAACUUGCACCAGUGGUAACACAUUGUCGAGAGCUGCACUGAGUUUUGGAAGAGCUCGUGCCCAAAUGGAAAAGGAGCGUGGAGUUCUACUGAGAGCUCUUGGCACACAGGUUGCAGAGCCUUUGAGAGCAAUGGUAGUAGGAGCGCCCUUGGAGGAUGCUCGACAUCUUGCUCAACGAUAUGCUAGAAUGCGGCAAGAUGCUGAAGCUCAGGCUAUAGAUGUUUCCAGACGCCAAGCCAAAGUACGGGAAUCUGCAGUUAAUGCUGAUAUUAUCAUGAAACUAGAAGCUGCUGAAGCCAAGCUUCAGGAGCUACAGUAUAACGUUGCAAUAUUGGGAAAAGAAGCUGGUGCAGCAAUGGCUGCUGUUGAAGGUCAACAACAAAGAUUGACUCUUCAGCGUCUUCUUGUGAUGGUUGAAGCAGAGCGCAAUUAUCAUCAGAACGUUCUUCAGAUACUUGAUCAGCUUGAAGGCGAGAUGUUGUCAGAAAACCAGCAAAUUGAAGCAUCGCCUAGUCCAGCUACAGAGAACUCUAUGCCUCCACCACCAUCGUAUGAGGAUCUCGGACAUAGCUUUGCUUCUGAAGCCUAUGAUGAAUUGACAGACACGAGGGACUAUUUCUUAGGAGAGGUUAUGUACACGUUUCAAGCUGUAACUGAUGUGGAGUUAAGCUUGUCUUUUGGGGAUUAUGUCGUUGUCCGGAAGGUAUCAAACAAUGGUUGGGCUGAAGGUGAAUGCAAGGGAAAAGCCGGUUGGUUCCCAUUUAAUUACAUCGAAAUGCGGGACCGUGCGCUUGCUAGCAAGGUGGCUGCAGUCUUUUAAAUAUUUUGGUUUCCUGUUUAGUUGGCUUGUGUUUGUGUUUCUGCUCUGAGAGUCUACCUAGUACCGCAUGGAUAUUAAAUUGAGAAAUUAGGUUAUCAUCCCUUAUUUUUCUAUUUCAUUGAUCCAAAUAGUAUGUUUGAGACUUCUUUUUUUUUCGAGACAUAGUUUGUUUAAGAUCAAGGUUCUAAAAAACGCUAGGCGCUAGUCGGGUGGUGGACUAGUGCCUAGGCAGAUUUACAUAAAUUUACACUGUAUAUAUUAUAAAAUAUGAGUAUGUGUGUAUAAUUUUAGGA
Molecule: messenger RNA, 1557 nt
Organism: Pyrus x bretschneideri (Chinese white pear)
Lineage: Eukaryota; Viridiplantae; Streptophyta; Magnoliopsida; Rosales; Rosaceae
Product: SH3 domain-containing protein 2
Exons: 10
Coding region: 167-1264 (365 amino acids)
Molecular function (GO): protein binding
Source: RefSeq, a predicted model, not a curated record